Molecule: messenger RNA, 959 nt
Organism: Haliotis rubra (blacklip abalone)
Lineage: Eukaryota; Metazoa; Mollusca; Gastropoda; Lepetellida; Haliotidae
Product: adrenodoxin-like
Exons: 4
Coding region: 46-552 (168 amino acids)
Biological process (GO): positive regulation of oxidoreductase activity; P450-containing electron transport chain
Cellular component (GO): mitochondrion
Molecular function (GO): 2 iron, 2 sulfur cluster binding
Source: RefSeq, a predicted model, not a curated record
UCACCAGCAGCGGAGUCUCAAGUCCAAUGUUUCAAGUGCUAAAAGAUGGCAGGCCUGACAGCAAGGGUAUUCCGAUGUAUCAUCCCAAAGUUUGCCUUCACUAAUCACACGUCAUCUUUGACAGUGCCAGGCCUUCUUUGCAAAUAUAAUAGAAGCAAUGAUCAGAAGAAAAGAUUUUCAUCAUCCGUACCAAAGACACAGAAAGAAACAGUUACCAUAAACUUCAUUGGGAGAGAAGGGAAUCGCAUCCAAACCAAGGCUAAAGUUGGUGACAAUCUCUUGGAUGUUAUUAUAGAGAAUGAUAUUGACAUUGAUGGCUUUGGUGCUUGUGAGGGAACCCUGGCGUGCUCCACCUGUCACCUCAUCUUUAAGAAAGCAGAUUAUGACAAGCUGCCCGAGAAACCCACCGAUGAGGAGCUUGAUAUGCUAGACUUGGCUUAUGGCUUGUCUGACACAUCUCGACUUGGGUGUCAAAUACUUGUGUCAAAGGAUAUGGAUGGGCUGGAAGUGGAGGUGCCAACAGAGGUGUCAGAUGCAAGAGGUCCAUCCUAGACAUGACCAUCUCUUACCUUCAAAGGGCAACAGUAGGAUGUAGCUAAAAGAUUGAAAUAUGUCAUUAAGUGUUGUAAAAACUCAAUAUAAAUACUAUUCAUCUGGAUGUGAGUAUUUAAUGAUUAGUGAUUCACUGAUUCAGUACAAGUUGAGUUUAUUGGCCAAAGCUCAUGAUACAGAUAGUGUUUACCUGCUGAUCGAGAGAAUACCAGGUCAGCCACUUUUCUUUAUGCUACCACUGUCUGUAAACCAAUAUUCUCAAUCUCAUGUAUAAACUUGAUGUCAAACAGAUUUUCUCAACUGUUAUCCUUGAUCAGUUUGUUACUUGGGCCUGCUGGCCACGGUGAUCACAGGCAAUGUCUGUGAUGGAACACACUCAGGAGCAAGUAAUUAAACACUUCACAUGA